GAGCAGCUGAGGAGGAGUUGGGAAGACCUAGCAGUGGAGAGUUCACAUGAUGCGAGGGGCGGCUGCCGGCCGGGACACUGCGAGCAGCAGCGGGACCUGCCCACGGCUUCCAGGUUCUGGACAACAGCUGAGACCGGCCGAGCCUCCAGGAGAUGCUGAUGCUGAUGUGGAUGCAGAGGAUGAAGAUUCUGUUAAUGAAGUAGCAGUAGAAGACAUCCGUCCAAGGCCACAGGGAUCCUCUCCAGUUUAUGAAUAUUCCAUAGAAGAAGAAUAUUUAAAGCUUCAGGAAGAAAACAAAAAACAUUCUACAGGCAAAUCAAAACAAAGCCAUCCACAGGAGACAAUGGAAGUGACCCUGAAAACAGAAGCGGAAGCUGGUGCUAGUGGUUUUAGUGUGACAGGUGGAGGAAAUGAAGGAAUAUUUAUUAAAAAAGUACUUAAGGAGUCUCCUGCUUCAAAAAUAUUUAGUCUGAGAGAAGGUGAUCAGCUUCUAAGUGCUACAAUAUUUUUUGAUAAUAUCAAAUAUGAAGAUGCACUCAAGAUUCUCCAAUACUCCGAGCCAUAUAGAGUCCAAUUCAGCCUCAAAAGAAAAAUUACUGGUAAAGAAGAGCCAGAACACAGCCAAUCUGCUGCCCAGUACAAAAAGGAAAGAAUAAGCCAGGAAAGAGAAUUCAGUGAGAGUAUUCCUGAGGAAACACUGCAUGUUGCAGGAAAAGCCAUUUCCGAAGAGGACAGAGAAACAUUAAUUGUAAGCCAAAGGUCAGGAAGAAGCAAGAGACCUAAAAAAGACAGAUUAUCAUGGCCAAAAUUCCAGUCAAUUAAAAAUAAAAAGAUCCUGGGUCACAGAAGAUCUCAUAGUACAUCCGAUGCAUACGAGUCUGCUAUGCAGGAUAUUUCCCCUACAAGCACAGACACAGAGUCUCAAUUCCAACAAGAGGUCCGUAUCAAAGGAAAAAAAGGAAGCCAAAAGAAACUGAAGUUCCCUAGCAUUGGAUUCAAAAUGCACAGAUCCAAACCAGAACCACAAGACAAGCAAAAAAAAGAAAUAAACACUACACUGUUAUCUGAAAAAGAAAAAACAGAUACAGAAGAUAUCAGCCUGAAAAAUCCUGAAACCCUAACUGUUGAAUACACAGCAUCUCCUGCUUAUGAAAUUACAACAGGAGAGAUGCAUGAAACCUUAACAAAAGACAUUAAAGAUAUGAAAAACGGCAUUCUGUCCCAAGCAAAAAUAUGCCCUGAAGUUGAAAUAAGCAUUAAAACAGACAAGGAAUCAACAUCAAAAUUUGCUAUAUCUGAAGUGCCAGCUAUAACGACGCAGAUAUCGAAGCCUGGUUUAGAAACAGCUGAUCUGAAAGAAAGUCCAAGUAAAGAAGCACUGCCAGCUUCAUCAAAAUCCCGAAAGAAGAAACAGAAAGGGACAGCAGAUAAAAAAGGAGGAGAAAGUGGAAUUAACAUACACUUGAUGGGUCACACAUCACAAGGAUCUAUCAAAGUAAAAGGUCUAGAAAUAGGCACCGCUAAAGCAGAAUUACACACAUCAUCUGACACACUGGAGAGAGGAGAAAAACAAGCAGAAGACAACAGACAAAUACUAACAAUUCAAACACCAAAAAUUGGAAUUUCAGUGCCCAAGAGAAAAGAACAAGAGAUGGAAAACACCAAGCUGGGAAGUGAUGUUCCCUAUUCAGAACCAGAAAAAAUAGUUGAUCAAAGUUCAGAGGAAGGCAAAACGUUGGAUAUGAAUCCUCAAAUUCCCGAUGCACAGUCAGAAGUGUCUACUUGGAAAACACAAAUGCCAUCAUUCAAAAUACCCAAAACACAGAAAGAGGGUGCAAAAUCACAAACUCUAACAACAGUGGAAACAAUAGAUACUGUAAAACAGGAAAACACAGAAUAUGGCAUGACCACAAGUGACAGAAUCUACAUUGCUGAUAAGACAGUGGAAAAAGAUACAGAGGGAAAAGAAAGCAAGUUCAGACUGCCAAAGUUUAAAUUACCCACAUUUACAUGGGCAAAUACAAAGGAAGAGGCAGAGCAAAUGCACAUUAGGGCAGGUGACAGGGAAGGAAAACUGCAAUCCACAGAAGAAGAGAUAAAAAUAGAUGUGAAAAUGUCGGGGGAGGAAAUGAAGAUUACAAGAAAGGAAAUAGAAAAGGGGACGAUCAAAAGUAAAAUCAGAGACAAAGAUACUGGAGAAACCUCAGAAGAUGACCAACUGAAGGGGAAAAAAACCAGCACUGAGCUACCUAAGAUCAAAGCUCCCCACGUGCAGGUCAGCCUGCCAAAGGCCGAGGUCUCGGUGCCCAAAGCCCAGGCCGAAGUCCAGGAGGGAGAAGUGGCCCUGCAGGCGCCCGACGUGGAGGGCGGCGUGGAGGUGGCUGCCGGCAAGGUUGAGGGCGGCGGCAUGAAAAUACACAUGCCGAAAGUCAAGGUGCCCAGCGUGGUCUUCUCCAAGCCGACCGUCAAGGCUCCCAAACUGGACGCAGACGUCAGCCUGCCCAAAGUUGACACCAGCCUCCCAGAGGCAGACCUCAAGGCCGGCACCGGCGACAUCAGCAUCACGGCCCCCGACAUCAAGCUGCCCUCCGUCGAAGGCUCCCUCGAGCUCCAGGCGCCCGAGAUAGACCUCAAAGGGGCCGCUGCCGAAGCCUCGCUCGACGGGGCCAAGCUGGAAGCCACAGGCCUGAAAGGGAAGCUUAAGAUGCCCAAGUUCGACAAGCCCAAAUUCGGAGUGUCGCUCCCCAAGGCAGAAGUGCCCGAAGGAGAGGUCAGCCUGCCCACCGUGGACGUCGCCCUCCCCUCUGCCACCGUGGAGGGCCCCGCCCUGGGCGUGAAAGCCGACGUCCCCGGUGCCAAAACCGAGGGGGAAGGCUGGAAGCUGGAGAAGCCCUCCCUCAAAAUGCCCAAAGCUGACAUCAAAGCUCCCACGGUGGACAUCAGCCUCCCGUCCGUCGACGUCAGCCUGCCAAAGGCCAGCGUCGACCUGCAGGCUCCCGAGGCCACCCUCACCCUCGAAGGGGAAGCAAAGAUCCCGGAGAAGGAGGCAGGCAAGACCAAGGAUGGCAAGUUCAAGAUGCCCAAGUUUGGCAUGCCUUCCUUUGGCUGGUCCAGCAGCAGAGAGCCCAAGGCCACUGUGGCCGCCGAUGUGGAUGUCAGCCUCAAGGAGCCCCAGGUGACGGUGCCCUCGGGAAGCGCCGACGUGGACGUGACUCUGCCCGGGGCCGAGAUCCAAGCGCCCGGCGUGGAGGUGAGCGUUGAGACGGCCGCCGGAGGAGACGGAGAGAAAGGCCGCUUCAAGAUGCCCAGCGUCAAGCUGCCCAAGGUCAAACUGCCCAAGGUCAAAGCUCCCCACGUGCAGGUCAGCCUGCCAAAGGCCGAGGUCUCGGUGCCCAAAGCCCAGGCCGAAGUCCAGGAGGGAGAAGUGGCCCUGCAGGCGCCCGACGUGGAGGGCGGCGUGGAGGUGGCUGCCGGCAAGGUUGAGGGCGGCGGCAUGAAAAUACACAUGCCGAAAGUCAAGGUGCCCAGCGUGGUCUUCUCCAAGCCGACCGUCAAGGCUCCCAAACUGGACGCAGACGUCAGCCUGCCCAAAGUUGACACCAGCCUCCCAGAGGCAGACCUCAAGGCCGGCACCGGCGACAUCAGCAUCACGGCCCCCGACAUCAAGCUGCCCUCCGUCGAAGGCUCCCUCGAGCUCCAGGCGCCCGAGAUAGACCUCAAAGGGGCCGCUGCCGAAGCCUCGCUCGACGGGGCCAAGCUGGAAGCCACAGGCCUGAAAGGGAAGCUUAAGAUGCCCAAGUUCGACAAGCCCAAAUUCGGAGUGUCGCUCCCCAAGGCAGAAGUGCCCGAAGGAGAGGUCAGCCUGCCCACCGUGGACGUCGCCCUCCCCUCUGCCACCGUGGAGGGCCCCGCCCUGGGCGUGAAAGCCGACGUCCCCGGUGCCAAAACCGAGGGGGAAGGCUGGAAGCUGGAGAAGCCCUCCCUCAAAAUGCCCAAAGCUGACAUCAAAGCUCCCACGGUGGACAUCAGCCUCCCGUCCGUCGACGUCAGCCUGCCAAAGGCCAGCGUCGACCUGCAGGCUCCCGAGGCCACCCUCACCCUCGAAGGGGAAGCAAAGAUCCCGGAGAAGGAGGCAGGCAAGACCAAGGAUGGCAAGUUCAAGAUGCCCAAGUUUGGCAUGCCUUCCUUUGGCUGGUCCAGCAGCAGAGAGCCCAAGGCCACUGUGGCCGCCGAUGUGGAUGUCAGCCUCAAGGAGCCCCAGGUGACGGUGCCCUCGGGAAGCGCCGACGUGGACGUGACUCUGCCCGGGGCCGAGAUCCAAGCGCCCGGCGUGGAGGUGAGCGUUGAGACGGCCGCCGGAGGAGACGGAGAGAAAGGCCGCUUCAAGAUGCCCAGCGUCAAGCUGCCCAAGGUCAAAGCUCCCCACGUGCAGGUCAGCCUGCCAAAGGCCGAGGUCUCGGUGCCCAAAGCCCGGGCCGAAGUCCAGGAGGGAGAAGUGGCCCUGCAGGCGCCCGACGUGGAGGGCGGCGUGGAGGUGGCUGCCGGCAAGGUUGAGGGCGGCGGCAUGAAAAUACACAUGCCGAAAGUCAAGGUGCCCAGCGUGGUCUUCUCCAAGCCGACCGUCAAGGCUCCCAAACUGGACGCAGACGUCAGCCUGCCCAAAGUUGACACCAGCCUCCCAGAGGCAGACCUCAAGGCCGGCACCGGCGACAUCAGCAUCACGGCCCCCGACAUCAAGCUGCCCUCCGUCGAAGGCUCCCUCGAGCUCCAGGCGCCCGAGAUAGACCUCAAAGGGCCCGCUGCCGAAGCCUCGCUCGACGGGGCCAAGCUGGAAGCCACAGGCCUGAAAGGGAAGCUUAAGAUGCCCAAGUUCGACAAGCCCAAAUUCGGAGUGUCGCUCCCCAAGGCAGAAGUGCCCGAAGGAGAGGUCAGCCUGCCCACCGUGGACGUCGCCCUCCCCUCUGCCACCGUGGAGGGCCCCGCCCUGGGCGUGAAAGCCGACGUCCCCGGUGCCAAAACCGAGGGGGAAGGCUGGAAGCUGGAGAAGCCCUCCCUCAAAAUGCCCAAAGCUGACAUCAAAGCUCCCACGGUGGACAUCAGCCUCCCGUCCGUCGACGUCAGCCUGCCAAAGGCCAGCGUCGACCUGCAGGCUCCCGAGGCCACCCUCACCCUCGAAGGGGAAGCAAAGAUCCCGGAGAAGGAGGCAGGCAAGACCAAGGAUGGCAAGUUCAAGAUGCCCAAGUUUGGCAUGCCUUCCUUUGGCUGGUCCAGCAGCAGAGAGCCCAAGGCCACUGUGGCCGCCGAUGUGGAUGUCAGCCUCAAGGAGCCCCAGGUGACGGUGCCCUCGGGAAGCGCCGACGUGGACGUGACUCUGCCCGGGGCCGAGAUCCAAGCGCCCGGCGUGGAGGUGAGCGUUGAGACGGCCGCCGGAGGAGACGGAGAGAAAGGCCGCUUCAAGAUGCCCAGCGUCAAGCUGCCCAAGGUCAAAGCUCCCCACGUGCAGGUCAGCCUGCCAAAGGCCGAGGUCUCGGUGCCCAAAGCCCAGGCCGAAGUCCAGGAGGGAGAAGUGGCCCUGCAGGCGCCCGACGUGGAGGGCGGCGUGGAGGUGGCUGCCGGCAAGGUUGAGGGCGGCGGCAUGAAAAUACACAUGCCGAAAGUCAAGGUGCCCAGCGUGGUCUUCUCCAAGCCGACCGUCAAGGCUCCCAAACUGGACGCAGACGUCAGCCUGCCCAAAGUUGACACCAGCCUCCCAGAGGCAGACCUCAAGGCCGGCACCGGCGACAUCAGCAUCACGGCCCCCGACAUCAAGCUGCCCUCCGUCGAAGGCUCCCUCGAGCUCCAGGCGCCCGAGAUAGACCUCAAAGGGGCCGCUGCCGAAGCCUCGCUCGACGGGGCCAAGCUGGAAGCCACAGGCCUGAAAGGGAAGCUUAAGAUGCCCAAGUUCGACAAGCCCAAAUUCGGAGUGUCGCUCCCCAAGGCAGAAGUGCCCGAAGGAGAGGUCAGCCUGCCCACCGUGGACGUCGCCCUCCCCUCUGCCACCGUGGAGGGCCCCGCCCUGGGCGUGAAAGCCGACGUCCCCGGUGCCAAAACCGAGGGGGAAGGCUGGAAGCUGGAGAAGCCCUCCCUCAAAAUGCCCAAAGCUGACAUCAAAGCUCCCACGGUGGACAUCAGCCUCCCGUCCGUCGACGUCAGCCUGCCAAAGGCCAGCGUCGACCUGCAGGCUCCCGAGGCCACCCUCACCCUCGAAGGGGAAGCAAAGAUCCCGGAGAAGGAGGCAGGCAAGACCAAGGAUGGCAAGUUCAAGAUGCCCAAGUUUGGCAUGCCUUCCUUUGGCUGGUCCAGCAGCAGAGAGCCCAAGGCCACUGUGGCCGCCGAUGUGGAUGUCAGCCUCAAGGAGCCCCAGGUGACGGUGCCCUCGGGAAGCGCCGACGUGGACGUGACUCUGCCCGGGGCCGAGAUCCAAGCGCCCGGCGUGGAGGUGAGCGUUGAGACGGCCGCCGGAGGAGACGGAGAGAAAGGCCGCUUCAAGAUGCCCAGCGUCAAGCUGCCCAAGGUCAAAGCUCCCCACGUGCAGGUCAGCCUGCCAAAGGCCGAGGUCUCGGUGCCCAAAGCCCAGGCCGAAGUCCAGGAGGGAGAAGUGGCCCUGCAGGCGCCCGACGUGGAGGGCGGCGUGGAGGUGGCUGCCGGCAAGGUUGAGGGCGGCGGCAUGAAAAUACACAUGCCGAAAGUCAAGGUGCCCAGCGUGGUCUUCUCCAAGCCGACCGUCAAGGCUCCCAAACUGGACGCAGACGUCAGCCUGCCCAAAGUUGACACCAGCCUCCCAGAGGCAGACCUCAAGGCCGGCACCGGCGACAUCAGCAUCACGGCCCCCGACAUCAAGCUGCCCUCCGUCGAAGGCUCCCUCGAGCUCCAGGCGCCCGAGAUAGACCUCAAAGGGGCCGCUGCCGAAGCCUCGCUCGACGGGGCCAAGCUGGAAGCCACAGGCCUGAAAGGGAAGCUUAAGAUGCCCAAGUUCGACAAGCCCAAAUUCGGAGUGUCGCUCCCCAAGGCAGAAGUGCCCGAAGGAGAGGUCAGCCUGCCCACCGUGGACGUCGCCCUCCCCUCUGCCACCGUGGAGGGCCCCGCCCUGGGCGUGAAAGCCGACGUCCCCGGUGCCAAAACCGAGGGGGAAGGCUGGAAGCUGGAGAAGCCCUCCCUCAAAAUGCCCAAAGCUGACAUCAAAGCUCCCACGGUGGACAUCAGCCUCCCGUCCGUCGACGUCAGCCUGCCAAAGGCCAGCGUCGACCUGCAGGCUCCCGAGGCCACCCUCACCCUCGAAGGGGAAGCAAAGAUCCCGGAGAAGGAGGCAGGCAAGACCAAGGAUGGCAAGUUCAAGAUGCCCAAGUUUGGCAUGCCUUCCUUUGGCUGGUCCAGCAGCAGAGAGCCCAAGGCCACUGUGGCCGCCGAUGUGGAUGUCAGCCUCAAGGAGCCCCAGGUGACGGUGCCCUCGGGAAGCGCCGACGUGGACGUGACUCUGCCCGGGGCCGAGAUCCAAGCGCCCGGCGUGGAGGUGAGCGUUGAGACGGCCGCCGGAGGAGACGGAGAGAAAGGCCGCUUCAAGAUGCCCAGCGUCAAGCUGCCCAAGGUCAAAGCUCCCCACGUGCAGGUCAGCCUGCCAAAGGCCGAGGUCUCGGUGCCCAAAGCCCAGGCCGAAGUCCAGGAGGGAGAAGUGGCCCUGCAGGCGCCCGACGUGGAGGGCGGCGUGGAGGUGGCUGCCGGCAAGGUUGAGGGCGGCGGCAUGAAAAUACACAUGCCGAAAGUCAAGGUGCCCAGCGUGGUCUUCUCCAAGCCGACCGUCAAGGCUCCCAAACUGGAUGCAGACGUCAGCCUGCCCAAAGUUGACACCAGCCUCCCAGAGGCAGACCUCAAGGCCGGCACCGGCGACAUCAGCAUCACGGCCCCCGACAUCAAGCUGCCCUCCGUCGAAGGCUCCCUCGAGCUCCAGGCGCCCGAGAUAGACCUCAAAGGGGCCGCUGCCGAAGCCUCGCUCGACGGGGCCAAGCUGGAAGCCACAGGCCUGAAAGGGAAGCUUAAGAUGCCCAAGUUCGACAAGCCCAAAUUCGGAGUGUCGCUCCCCAAGGCAGAAGUGCCCGAAGGAGAGGUCAGCCUGCCCACCGUGGACGUCGCCCUCCCCUCUGCCACCGUGGAGGGCCCCGCCCUGGGCGUGAAAGCCGACGUCCCCGGUGCCAAAACCGAGGGGGAAGGCUGGAAGCUGGAGAAGCCCUCCCUCAAAAUGCCCAAAGCUGACAUCAAAGCUCCCACGGUGGACAUCAGCCUCCCGUCCGUCGACGUCAGCCUGCCAAAGGCCAGCGUCGACCUGCAGGCUCCCGAGGCCACCCUCACCCUCGAAGGGGAAGCAAAGAUCCCGGAGAAGGAGGCAGGCAAGACCAAGGAUGGCAAGUUCAAGAUGCCCAAGUUUGGCAUGCCUUCCUUUGGCUGGUCCAGCAGCAGAGAGCCCAAGGCCACUGUGGCCGCCGAUGUGGAUGUCAGCCUCAAGGAGCCCCAGGUGACGGUGCCCUCGGGAAGCGCCGACGUGGACGUGACUCUGCCCGGGGCCGAGAUCCAAGCGCCCGGCGUGGAGGUGAGCGUUGAGACGGCCGCCGGAGGAGACGGAGAGAAAGGCCGCUUCAAGAUGCCCAGCGUCAAGCUGCCCAAGGUCAAAGCUCCCCACGUGCAGGUCAGCCUGCCAAAGGCCGAGGUCUCGGUGCCCAAAGCCCAGGCCGAAGUCCAGGAGGGAGAAGUGGCCCUGCAGGCGCCCGACGUGGAGGGCGGCGUGGAGGUGGCUGCCGGCAAGGUUGAGGGCGGCGGCAUGAAAAUACACAUGCCGAAAGUCAAGGUGCCCAGCGUGGUCUUCUCCAAGCCGACCGUCAAGGCUCCCAAACUGGACGCAGACGUCAGCCUGCCCAAAGUUGACACCAGCCUCCCAGAGGCAGACCUCAAGGCCGGCACCGGCGACAUCAGCAUCACGGCCCCCGACAUCAAGCUGCCCUCCGUCGAAGGCUCCCUCGAGCUCCAGGCGCCCGAGAUAGACCUCAAAGGGCCCGCUGCCGAAGCCUCGCUCGACGGGGCCAAGCUGGAAGCCACAGGCCUGAAAGGGAAGCUUAAGAUGCCCAAGUUCGACAAGCCCAAAUUCGGAGUGUCGCUCCCCAAGGCAGAAGUGCCCGAAGGAGAGGUCAGCCUGCCCACCGUGGACGUCGCCCUCCCCUCUGCCACCGUGGAGGGCCCCGCCCUGGGCGUGAAAGCCGACGUCCCCGGUGCCAAAACCGAGGGGGAAGGCUGGAAGCUGGAGAAGCCCUCCCUCAAAAUGCCCAAAGCUGACAUCAAAGCUCCCACGGUGGACAUCAGCCUCCCGUCCGUCGACGUCAGCCUGCCAAAGGCCAGCGUCGACCUGCAGGCUCCCGAGGCCACCCUCACCCUCGAAGGGGAAGCAAAGAUCCCGGAGAAGGAGGCAGGCAAGACCAAGGAUGGCAAGUUCAAGAUGCCCAAGUUUGGCAUGCCUUCCUUUGGCUGGUCCAGCAGCAGAGAGCCCAAGGCCACUGUGGCCGCCGAUGUGGAUGUCAGCCUCAAGGAGCCCCAGGUGACGGUGCCCUCGGGAAGCGCCGACGUGGACGUGACUCUGCCCGGGGCCGAGAUCCAAGCGCCCGGCGUGGAGGUGAGCGUUGAGACGGCCGCCGGAGGAGACGGAGAGAAAGGCCGCUUCAAGAUGCCCAGCGUCAAGCUGCCCAAGGUCAAAGCUCCCCACGUGCAGGUCAGCCUGCCAAAGGCCGAGGUCUCGGUGCCCAAAGCCCAGGCCGAAGUCCAGGAGGGAGAAGUGGCCCUGCAGGCGCCCGACGUGGAGGGCGGCGUGGAGGUGGCUGCCGGCAAGGUUGAGGGCGGCGGCAUGAAAAUACACAUGCCGAAAGUCAAGGUGCCCAGCGUGGUCUUCUCCAAGCCGACCGUCAAGGCUCCCAAACUGGACGCAGACGUCAGCCUGCCCAAAGUUGACACCAGCCUCCCAGAGGCAGACCUCAAGGCCGGCACCGGCGACAUCAGCAUCACGGCCCCCGACAUCAAGCUGCCCUCCGUCGAAGGCUCCCUCGAGCUCCAGGCGCCCGAGAUAGACCUCAAAGGGGCCGCUGCCGAAGCCUCGCUCGACGGGGCCAAGCUGGAAGCCACAGGCCUGAAAGGGAAGCUUAAGAUGCCCAAGUUCGACAAGCCCAAAUUCGGAGUGUCGCUCCCCAAGGCAGAAGUGCCCGAAGGAGAGGUCAGCCUGCCCACCGUGGACGUCGCCCUCCCCUCUGCCACCGUGGAGGGCCCCGCCCUGGGCGUGAAAGCCGACGUCCCCGGUGCCAAAACCGAGGGGGAAGGCUGGAAGCUGGAGAAGCCCUCCCUCAAAAUGCCCAAAGCUGACAUCAAAGCUCCCACGGUGGACAUCAGCCUCCCGUCCGUCGACGUCAGCCUGCCAAAGGCCAGCGUCGACCUGCAGGCUCCCGAGGCCACCCUCACCCUCGAAGGGGAAGCAAAGAUCCCGGAGAAGGAGGCAGGCAAGACCAAGGAUGGCAAGUUCAAGAUGCCCAAGUUUGGCAUGCCUUCCUUUGGCUGGUCCAGCAGCAGAGAGCCCAAGGCCACUGUGGCCGCCGAUGUGGAUGUCAGCCUCAAGGAGCCCCAGGUGACGGUGCCCUCGGGAAGCGCCGACGUGGACGUGACUCUGCCCGGGGCCGAGAUCCAAGCGCCCGGCGUGGAGGUGAGCGUUGAGACGGCCGCCGGAGGAGACGGAGAGAAAGGCCGCUUCAAGAUGCCCAGCGUCAAGCUGCCCAAGGUCAAAGCUCCCCACGUGCAGGUCAGCCUGCCAAAGGCCGAGGUCUCGGUGCCCAAAGCCCAGGCCGAAGUCCAGGAGGGAGAAGUGGCCCUGCAGGCGCCCGACGUGGAGGGCGGCGUGGAGGUGGCUGCCGGCAAGGUUGAGGGCGGCGGCAUGAAAAUACACAUGCCGAAAGUCAAGGUGCCCAGCGUGGUCUUCUCCAAGCCGACCGUCAAGGCUCCCAAACUGGACGCAGACGUCAGCCUGCCCAAAGUUGACACCAGCCUCCCAGAGGCAGACCUCAAGGCCGGCACCGGCGACAUCAGCAUCACGGCCCCCGACAUCAAGCUGCCCUCCGUCGAAGGCUCCCUCGAGCUCCAGGCGCCCGAGAUAGACCUCAAAGGGGCCGCUGCCGAAGCCUCGCUCGACGGGGCCAAGCUGGAAGCCACAGGCCUGAAAGGGAAGCUUAAGAUGCCCAAGUUCGACAAGCCCAAAUUCGGAGUGUCGCUCCCCAAGGCAGAAGUGCCCGAAGGAGAGGUCAGCCUGCCCACCGUGGACGUCGCCCUCCCCUCUGCCACCGUGGAGGGCCCCGCCCUGGGCGUGAAAGCCGACGUCCCCGGUGCCAAAACCGAGGGGGAAGGCUGGAAGCUGGAGAAGCCCUCCCUCAAAAUGCCCAAAGCUGACAUCAAAGCUCCCACGGUGGACAUCAGCCUCCCGUCCGUCGACGUCAGCCUGCCAAAGGCCAGCGUCGACCUGCAGGCUCCCGAGGCCACCCUCACCCUCGAAGGGGAAGCAAAGAUCCCGGAGAAGGAGGCAGGCAAGACCAAGGAUGGCAAGUUCAAGAUGCCCAAGUUUGGCAUGCCUUCCUUUGGCUGGUCCAGCAGCAGAGAGCCCAAGGCCACUGUGGCCGCCGAUGUGGAUGUCAGCCUCAAGGAGCCCCAGGUGACGGUGCCCUCGGGAAGCGCCGACGUGGACGUGACUCUGCCCGGGGCCGAGAUCCAAGCGCCCGGCGUGGAGGUGAGCGUUGAGACGGCCGCCGGAGGAGACGGAGAGAAAGGCCGCUUCAAGAUGCCCAGCGUCAAGCUGCCCAAGGUCAAAGCUCCCCACGUGCAGGUCAGCCUGCCAAAGGCCGAGGUCUCGGUGCCCAAAGCCCAGGCCGAAGUCCAGGAGGGAGAAGUGGCCCUGCAGGCGCCCGACGUGGAGGGCGGCGUGGAGGUGGCUGCCGGCAAGGUUGAGGGCGGCGGCAUGAAAAUACACAUGCCGAAAGUCAAGGUGCCCAGCGUGGUCUUCUCCAAGCCGACCGUCAAGGCUCCCAAACUGGAUGCAGACGUCAGCCUGCCCAAAGUUGACACCAGCCUCCCAGAGGCAGACCUCAAGGCCGGCACCGGCGACAUCAGCAUCACGGCCCCCGACAUCAAGCUGCCCUCCGUCGAAGGCUCCCUCGAGCUCCAGGCGCCCGAGAUAGACCUCAAAGGGGCCGCUGCCGAAGCCUCGCUCGACGGGGCCAAGCUGGAAGCCACAGGCCUGAAAGGGAAGCUUAAGAUGCCCAAGUUCGACAAGCCCAAAUUCGGAGUGUCGCUCCCCAAGGCAGAAGUGCCCGAAGGAGAGGUCAGCCUGCCCACCGUGGACGUCGCCCUCCCCUCUGCCACCGUGGAGGGCCCCGCCCUGGGCGUGAAAGCCGACGUCCCCGGUGCCAAAACCGAGGGGGAAGGCUGGAAGCUGGAGAAGCCCUCCCUCAAAAUGCCCAAAGCUGACAUCAAAGCUCCCACGGUGGACAUCAGCCUCCCGUCCGUCGACGUCAGCCUGCCAAAGGCCAGCGUCGACCUGCAGGCUCCCGAGGCCACCCUCACCCUCGAAGGGGAAGCAAAGAUCCCGGAGAAGGAGGCAGGCAAGACCAAGGAUGGCAAGUUCAAGAUGCCCAAGUUUGGCAUGCCUUCCUUUGGCUGGUCCAGCAGCAGAGAGCCCAAGGCCACUGUGGCCGCCGAUGUGGAUGUCAGCCUCAAGGAGCCCCAGGUGACGGUGCCCUCGGGAAGCGCCGACGUGGACGUGACUCUGCCCGGGGCCGAGAUCCAAGCGCCCGGCGUGGAGGUGAGCGUUGAGACGGCCGCCGGAGGAGACGGAGAGAAAGGCCGCUUCAAGAUGCCCAGCGUCAAGCUGCCCAAGGUCAAACUGCCCAAGGUCAAAGCUCCCCACGUGCAGGUCAGCCUGCCAAAGGCCGAGGUCUCGGUGCCCAAAGCCCGGGCCGAAGUCCAGGAGGGAGAAGUGGCCCUGCAGGCGCCCGACAUGGAGGGCGGCGUGGAGGUGGCUGCCGGCAAGGUUGAGGGCGGCGGCAUGAAAAUACACAUGCCGAAAGUCAAGGUGCCCAGCGUGGUCUUCUCCAAGCCGACCGUCAAGGCUCCCAAACUGGACGCAGACGUCAGCCUGCCCAAAGUUGACACCAGCCUCCCAGAGGCAGACCUCAAGGCCGGCACCGGCGACAUCAGCAUCACGGCCCCCGACAUCAAGCUGCCCUCCGUCGAAGGCUCCCUCGAGCUCCAGGCGCCCGAGAUAGACCUCAAAGGGGCCGCUGCCGAAGCCUCGCUCGACGGGGCCAAGCUGGAAGCCACAGGCCUGAAAGGGAAGCUUAAGAUGCCCAAGUUCGACAAGCCCAAAUUCGGAGUGUCGCUCCCCAAGGCAGAAGUGCCCGAAGGAGAGGUCAGCCUGCCCACCGUGGACGUCGCCCUCCCCUCUGCCACCGUGGAGGGCCCCGCCCUGGGCGUGAAAGCCGACGUCCCCGGUGCCAAAACCGAGGGGGAAGGCUGGAAGCUGGAGAAGCCCUCCCUCAAAAUGCCCAAAGCUGACAUCAAAGCUCCCACGGUGGACAUCAGCCUCCCGUCCGUCGACGUCAGCCUGCCAAAGGCCAGCGUCGACCUGCAGGCUCCCGAGGCCACCCUCACCCUCGAAGGGGAAGCAAAGAUCCCGGAGAAGGAGGCAGGCAAGACCAAGGAUGGCAAGUUCAAGAUGCCCAAGUUUGGCAUGCCUUCCUUUGGCUGGUCCAGCAGCAGAGAGCCCAAGGCCACUGUGGCCGCCGAUGUGGAUGUCAGCCUCAAGGAGCCCCAGGUGACGGUGCCCUCGGGAAGCGCCGACGUGGACGUGACUCUGCCCGGGGCCGAGAUCCAAGCGCCCGGCGUGGAGGUGAGCGUUGAGACGGCCGCCGGAGGAGACGGAGAGAAAGGCCGCUUCAAGAUGCCCAGCGUCAAGCUGCCCAAGGUCAAAGCUCCCCACGUGCAGGUCAGCCUGCCAAAGGCCGAGGUCUCGGUGCCCAAAGCCCAGGCCGAAGUCCAGGAGGGAGAAGUGGCCCUGCAGGCGCCCGACGUGGAGGGCGGCGUGGAGGUGGCUGCCGGCAAGGUUGAGGGCGGCGGCAUGAAAAUACACAUGCCGAAAGUCAAGGUGCCCAGCGUGGUCUUCUCCAAGCCGACCGUCAAGGCUCCCAAACUGGACGCAGACGUCAGCCUGCCCAAAGUUGACACCAGCCUCCCAGAGGCAGACCUCAAGGCCGGCACCGGCGACAUCAGCAUCACGGCCCCCGACAUCAAGCUGCCCUCCGUCGAAGGCUCCCUCGAGCUCCAGGCGCCCGAGAUAGACCUCAAAGGGGCCGCUGCCGAAGCCUCGCUCGACGGGGCCAAGCUGGAAGCCACAGGCCUGAAAGGGAAGCUUAAGAUGCCCAAGUUCGACAAGCCCAAAUUCGGAGUGUCGCUCCCCAAGGCAGAAGUGCCCGAAGGAGAGGUCAGCCUGCCCACCGUGGACAUCGCCCUCCCCUCUGCCACCGUGGAGGGCCCCGCCCUGGGCGUGAAAGCCGACAUCCCCGGUGCCAAAACCGAGGGGGAAGGCUGGAAGCUGGAGAAGCCCUCCCUCAAAAUGCCCAAAGCUGACAUCAAAGCUCCCACGGUGGACAUCAGCCUCCCGUCCGUCGACGUCAGCCUGCCAAAGGCCAGCGUCGACCUGCAGGCUCCCGAGGCCACCCUCACCCUCGAAGGGGAAGCAAAGAUCCCGGAGAAGGAGGCAGGCAAGACCAAGGAUGGCAAGUUCAAGAUGCCCAAGUUUGGCAUGCCUUCCUUUGGCUGGUCCAGCAGCAGAGAGCCCAAGGCCACUGUGGCCGCCGAUGUGGAUGUCAGCCUCAAGGAGCCCCAGGUGACGGUGCCCUCGGGAAGCGCCGACGUGGACGUGACUCUGCCCGGGGCCGAGAUCCAAGCGCCCGGCGUGGAGGUGAGCGUUGAGACGGCCGCCGGAGGAGACGGAGAGAAAGGCCGCUUCAAGAUGCCCAGCGUCAAGCUGCCCAAGGUCAAAGCUCCCCACGUGCAGGUCAGCCUGCCAAAGGCCGAGGUCUCGGUGCCCAAAGCCCAGGCCGAAGUCCAGGAGGGAGAAGUGGCCCUGCAGGCACCCGACGUGGAGGGCGGCGUGGAGGUGGCUGCCGGCAAGGUUGAGGGCGGCGGCAUGAAAAUACACAUGCCGAAAGUCAAGGUGCCCAGCGUGGUCUUCUCCAAGCCGACCGUCAAGGCUCCCAAACUGGACGCAGACGUCAGCCUGCCCAAAGUUGACACCAGCCUCCCAGAGGCAGACCUCAAGGCCGGCACCGGCGACAUCAGCAUCACGGCCCCCGACAUCAAGCUGCCCUCCGUCGAAGGCUCCCUCGAGCUCCAGGCGCCCGAGAUAGACCUCAAAGGGGCCGCUGCCGAAGCCUCGCUCGACGGGGCCAAGCUGGAAGCCACAGGCCUGAAAGGGAAGCUUAAGAUGCCCAAGUUCGACAAGCCCAAAUUCGGAGUGUCGCUCCCCAAGGCAGAAGUGCCCGAAGGAGAGGUCAGCCUGCCCACCGUGGACGUCGCCCUCCCCUCUGCCACCGUGGAGGGCCCCGCCCUGGGCGUGAAAGCCGACGUCCCCGGUGCCAAAACCGAGGGGGAAGGCUGGAAGCUGGAGAAGCCCUCCCUCAAAAUGCCCAAAGCUGACAUCAAAGCUCCCACGGUGGACAUCAGCCUCCCGUCCGUCGACGUCAGCCUGCCAAAGGCCAGCGUCGACCUGCAGGCUCCCGAGGCCACCCUCACCCUCGAAGGGGAAGCAAAGAUCCCGGAGAAGGAGGCAGGCAAGACCAAGGAUGGCAAGUUCAAGAUGCCCAAGUUUGGCAUGCCUUCCUUUGGCUGGUCCAGCAGCAGAGAGCCCAAGGCCACUGUGGCCGCCGAUGUGGAUGUCAGCCUCAAGGAGCCCCAGGUGACGGUGCCCUCGGGAAGCGCCGACGUGGACGUGACUCUGCCCGGGGCCGAGAUCCAAGCGCCCGGCGUGGAGGUGAGCGUUGAGACGGCCGCCGGAGGAGACGGAGAGAAAGGCCGCUUCAAGAUGCCCAGCGUCAAGCUGCCCAAGGUCAAAGCUCCCCACGUGCAGGUCAGCCUGCCAAAGGCCGAGGUCUCGGUGCCCAAAGCCCAGGCCGAAGUCCAGGAGGGAGAAGUGGCCCUGCAGGCGCCCGACGUGGAGGGCGGCGUGGAGGUGGCUGCCGGCAAGGUUGAGGGCGGCGGCAUGAAAAUACACAUGCCGAAAGUCAAGGUGCCCAGCGUGGUCUUCUCCAAGCCGACCGUCAAGGCUCCCAAACUGGACGCAGACGUCAGCCUGCCCAAAGUUGACACCAGCCUCCCAGAGGCAGACCUCAAGGCCGGCACCGGCGACAUCAGCAUCACGGCCCCCGACAUCAAGCUGCCCUCCGUCGAAGGCUCCCUCGAGCUCCAGGCGCCCGAGAUAGACCUCAAAGGGGCCGCUGCCGAAGCCUCGCUCGACGGGGCCAAGCUGGAAGCCACAGGCCUGAAAGGGAAGCUUAAGAUGCCCAAGUUCGACAAGCCCAAAUUCGGAGUGUCGCUCCCCAAGGCAGAAGUGCCCGAAGGAGAGGUCAGCCUGCCCACCGUGGACGUCGCCCUCCCCUCUGCCACCGUGGAGGGCCCCGCCCUGGGCGUGAAAGCCGACGUCCCCGGUGCCAAAACCGAGGGGGAAGGCUGGAAGCUGGAGAAGCCCUCCCUCAAAAUGCCCAAAGCUGACAUCAAAGCUCCCACGGUGGACAUCAGCCUCCCGUCCGUCGACGUCAGCCUGCCAAAGGCCAGCGUCGACCUGCAGGCUCCCGAGGCCACCCUCACCCUCGAAGGGGAAGCAAAGAUCCCGGAGAAGGAGGCAGGCAAGACCAAGGAUGGCAAGUUCAAGAUGCCCAAGUUUGGCAUGCCUUCCUUUGGCUGGUCCAGCAGCAGAGAGCCCAAGGCCACUGUGGCCGCCGAUGUGGAUGUCAGCCUCAAGGAGCCCCAGGUGACGGUGCCCUCGGGAAGCGCCGACGUGGACGUGACUCUGCCCGGGGCCGAGAUCCAAGCGCCCGGCGUGGAGGUGAGCGUUGAGACGGCCGCCGGAGGAGACGGAGAGAAAGGCCGCUUCAAGAUGCCCAGCGUCAAGCUGCCCAAGGUCAAAGCUCCCCACGUGCAGGUCAGCCUGCCAAAGGCCGAGGUCUCGGUGCCCAAAGCCCAGGCCGAAGUCCAGGAGGGAGAAGUGGCCCUGCAGGCGCCCGACGUGGAGGGCGGCGUGGAGGUGGCUGCCGGCAAGGUUGAGGGCGGCGGCAUGAAAAUACACAUGCCGAAAGUCAAGGUGCCCAGCGUGGUCUUCUCCAAGCCGACCGUCAAGGCUCCCAAACUGGACGCAGACGUCAGCCUGCCCAAAGUUGACACCAGCCUCCCAGAGGCAGACCUCAAGGCCGGCACCGGCGACAUCAGCAUCACGGCCCCCGACAUCAAGCUGCCCUCCGUCGAAGGCUCCCUCGAGCUCCAGGCGCCCGAGAUAGACCUCAAAGGGGCCGCUGCCGAAGCCUCGCUCGACGGGGCCAAGCUGGAAGCCACAGGCCUGAAAGGGAAGCUUAAGAUGCCCAAGUUCGACAAGCCCAAAUUCGGAGUGUCGCUCCCCAAGGCAGAAGUGCCCGAAGGAGAGGUCAGCCUGCCCACCGUGGACGUCGCCCUCCCCUCUGCCACCGUGGAGGGCCCCGCCCUGGGCGUGAAAGCCGACGUCCCCGGUGCCAAAACCGAGGGGGAAGGCUGGAAGCUGGAGAAGCCCUCCCUCAAAAUGCCCAAAGCUGACAUCAAAGCUCCCACGGUGGACAUCAGCCUCCCGUCCGUCGACGUCAGCCUGCCAAAGGCCAGCGUCGACCUGCAGGCUCCCGAGGCCACCCUCACCCUCGAAGGGGAAGCAAAGAUCCCGGAGAAGGAGGCAGGCAAGACCAAGGAUGGCAAGUUCAAGAUGCCCAAGUUUGGCAUGCCUUCCUUUGGCUGGUCCAGCAGCAGAGAGCCCAAGGCCACUGUGGCCGCCGAUGUGGAUGUCAGCCUCAAGGAGCCCCAGGUGACGGUGCCCUCGGGAAGCGCCGACGUGGACGUGACUCUGCCCGGGGCCGAGAUCCAAGCGCCCGGCGUGGAGGUGAGCGUUGAGACGGCCGCCGGAGGAGACGGAGAGAAAGGCCGCUUCAAGAUGCCCAGCGUCAAGCUGCCCAAGGUCAAAGCUCCCCACGUGCAGGUCAGCCUGCCAAAGGCCGAGGUCUCGGUGCCCAAAGCCCAGGCCGAAGUCCAGGAGGGAGAAGUGGCCCUGCAGGCGCCCGACGUGGAGGGCGGCGUGGAGGUGGCUGCCGGCAAGGUUGAGGGCGGCGGCAUGAAAAUACACAUGCCGAAAGUCAAGGUGCCCAGCGUGGUCUUCUCCAAGCCGACCGUCAAGGCUCCCAAACUGGACGCAGACGUCAGCCUGCCCAAAGUUGACACCAGCCUCCCAGAGGCAGACCUCAAGGCCGGCACCGGCGACAUCAGCAUCACGGCCCCCGACAUCAAGCUGCCCUCCGUCGAAGGCUCCCUCGAGCUCCAGGCGCCCGAGAUAGACCUCAAAGGGGCCGCUGCCGAAGCCUCGCUCGACGGGGCCAAGCUGGAAGCCACAGGCCUGAAAGGGAAGCUUAAGAUGCCCAAGUUCGACAAGCCCAAAUUCGGAGUGUCGCUCCCCAAGGCAGAAGUGCCCGAAGGAGAGGUCAGCCUGCCCACCGUGGACAUCGCCCUCCCCUCUGCCACCGUGGAGGGCCCCGCCCUGGGCGUGAAAGCCGACGUCCCCGGUGCCAAAACCGAGGGGGAAGGCUGGAAGCUGGAGAAGCCCUCCCUCAAAAUGCCCAAAGCUGACAUCAAAGCUCCCACGGUGGACAUCAGCCUCCCGUCCGUCGACGUCAGCCUGCCAAAGGCCAGCGUCGACCUGCAGGCUCCCGAGGCCACCCUCACCCUCGAAGGGGAAGCAAAGAUCCCGGAGAAGGAGGCAGGCAAGACCAAGGAUGGCAAGUUCAAGAUGCCCAAGUUUGGCAUGCCUUCCUUUGGCUGGUCCAGCAGCAGAGAGCCCAAGGCCACUGUGGCCGCCGAUGUGGAUGUCAGCCUCAAGGAGCCCCAGGUGACGGUGCCCUCGGGAAGCGCUGACGUGGACGUGACUCUGCCCAGGGCCGAGAUCCAAUCACAUCCUUUUGAAAUUGUCUCAGAUACUUCCAUUGAAAAAGAUUAUGAUAUUGGUAAAGGUAAAAUGUCUUUUUUCAGAAUGCCUAAGGUUUCUCUUUCUAAAAUUUCUAAAUCUGAUUUGCCGACUAUGUCCGUUGUUGAUUAUUCAGUGUCUGAAGAUAAUUUUUAUUCUGUCACAGAGGAAACUCCUUCGGUUCUUUCAGGCAAUAUUCCCUCUGACACUAAAGGAGAUAAUAUCUCUAAAAGUAUGAAAUUCAGAAUUCCUAGCUUGGGUUUCUCUAAAGUUGAUAUUGGUUCACCCAGACUUGAACAUGAUUCCACCUUAUCUACAGCAGAUAUUACUCUUACUAAGUACCAAAUGAAUGUAGAAGGAUCAGAAUCCAAAGUAUUGUCUCCUGCCGAUGAGAAGCUGUCCAUGCCAAAUGCUGAAAUUUUAAUGGUUGAUGAUUCUUUGGAGCAGCGAACUCUGGAAUUAGGACGGAAAACUUCCAUUUCUGAAAUAUGUGUUGGUGACUCAGAGCUUACAGUUAAAUUUCCUAAAUUCCGAAGACCAAAAUUUGGCCCUUCUAUGCCGAAAGGAAAACCGUCAGAUACUGAUGUUGUUUCCAAAGUGGAAGGUGAAUUUUUCAAGGGAAAAAUAACAUCUGAUAUUACUGAUAAACCAACUCAAAUCUCUGAUGCUGAAUUUGAUAUAAAGAUUCAGAAGCCUUCACCUGAAGUUGCUUCAGAUGUACCAGAGUUGGAUGUUGGUCUCCCAUCAAUGGAUGUUAUGAUGCCAAAACUAGAAGUGGGAAGCCGUGACCCAGAUUUAGAGUGCAAGACAGAACAGGAAGUAGUUUCAGGAGAGAAGCACACUGAGGAGAAAGAAAACAAAUUUAAAACAUCAAAAUUCAAAUUACCUUCAUUUAGUUGGUCACCAAAGAAAGAAUCUAUUGCUCCGUCUGAAGCUGAGGUACAUACUGAAGAACCUACUUUGUCUAACGGAUACACAGAAUCAGAAUUAACAAGUGCUGGAAAAGCAUUAAGUGAAAUUCCUGUGGGCGAUGUAGAAAAGAAAAUUGAAGGUCCUGAAGGGAAAGCAAAAAUGUCUAAAUUCCAAAUGCCAAAGUUUGGAAUUGCGCAUUUUAAAGGGAAAGGGUCAGAAAAGGAGAUCAGCCAAUCCAAAUCUGAAGUCAAGCUUCCUCAGCUAAGAGCAAUGGUAGAUAUAGCUGACAUUGCUGUUGAGGCACCAAAUUUGGAGAUGAAAUGUGGUGCAAGAAUGGAAACUGACAGUCCUGAAGUCAAAAUGACCAAAGCCGAUGAAAAAGCACCAGACCUUGAUGCACACCUCCCAUCAGCUGACAUUUCUAUUCUGCAAACAGACAGUGAUAUUCAGGAUUCAGAUGCAGCACCAAAAAUCAAAGGGGAAAUAAAGCAAGAUGGAGAUGGAGAAGAGAAAGAAGGGCAUUUCAAAAUGCCAAAAUUCAAACUUCCAUCCUUCAGUUGGUCACCAAAGAAGGAAGCAAGUGUUAAACCAGAUUCCAGAGCAGCUUUAGAAGAUAAAUCUGCUGUAAUGUCAAGCAGUGCAGAUACAGAAGUGAAAGAAGAAAUUGCAACUGAUGAUCAAGGCGCUGGGCCAGCCCUUGAUCUGGAAAUGUCUGCAGGAAAUGUUGAACAAAAAAGUCCAAUAAAAAAACCUCAAUUUGUAAUGCCUAAAAUUUCUCUCUCCAAGAUCAAGGUUCCCAAAUCUCAUCAUUCAUCAAAAGUUGAAGGUGAUGCCCCCAAAACAGAAAAAGAGAGUGGUGAUUCAAUACAGAUACCUGAUAUAGAAAGAAGUCAUUCUGUCAGGACAGAGGAAGGGACACAAAUAAGCAUAAAGCUGUCUGAUGUUAAGAUCCCCAAAAUAGAAACUGGAGCCUCUCAAAGUGAAAUGGGAGUCAGUUCAGCACAGACUGAUGCUGCUCUGCCUCCCUCAGAGGCAAGUUUUCAACAGGUGGUUGUCCUAAAAUCAAGCUCUACCAAUGAAGAUAUCAUUCAAAAAACAGGUAUAAAGUUCCCAAAAGGAGAAGCUUUGGGUGAACUGAGAAGCCCUGAAAUGGUGACAGAAAGAUCAUCAGUUGUGGAUGGAAGAAAGAAUAAACUGGAAGGUCCUGAAGGGAAGAUCAAAAUGCCCAAAUUCCAGAAGCCAAAGUUUGGAAUCUCUCUAACAAAAGGGAAGGGCCCAGAGACAGAGAUUAGAUCUCCAAAACCAGAAGCUGAGCUACCCCAGCUGAAAGCAACAAAUGAAAUUGCUGAUGUUGCCAUGGAAGUUCCAACAUCAGAACUCACAUCUGAGGUGUCAGAUUCUGGAGUAGGUACUUGCAAAAUAAAAGCACCCCAGUUUCUGACAGCUGGCACUGAAGCUUCAGAGGUAGACAUAAGCUCCCAAUCAGCACCUAAACCAGUGACAGAGGGAGUUAUUGAGAGCCUUGAGGAAAAAGAAAUGGAAUCAAAAGAAGACCAUAAAAUAAAAGCUGAAGAAGUUCAGACUGAAGAACAUCAGGGAUGGUUUAAAAUGCCAAAAUUCAGAAUACCUGUCUUCGGCAGGACAUCUUCAAAGGAAAAAAAGGUUGAUGCUGAUAUUGAAAGUACAACAGUAAAGGCUCAGGUAGGCAUUCCUUCUGCCAAAGUACAAACUGAAACAAGUAUUCCUCAAACCACCUUACCACAUGCCGUUGCUGUGGUUACUACUGAAAAAGAAGAGAUUCCAAAGUCAGGAGCUUCUGUGAAGAGUUCUGGUGUUAGCUCAUCAGUGAUAAAAGGAGAUAUUUCAGUAUCCACAGAAAGAACACAUACAGUGAAUAUUCCAAAAGCUGAAACUUACGCAGACAUAGUUAAGCAUGGUGCUGAAAGACUAAAGACACAUACUUCAGAAUCCACAGUGUCUUCAGCAGAAUCAUCUAAAUCAUACCUAAGUGACUCCGAAAAUCACAAGGAUAGCAGUUUAACAGAUAGCUCUCCUAUGUGUACUCUGACUCUUCCAGAGCAUAAAGUCAAAUCACAGUAUAUUGAGGGCCCAAAAGUAGAACAUUCCAUGAAGUCAGAGACUUCAGGAGUAGGACAUAAACUACCAUCAGGUGAAAUGAUUCUGGAUGCAACAGAGGAGAAAGUAGAUGCUAGUCUUCCAAAAGGAAAGCUGGAUGUUCAGAAUCAAGAGGCAGUAGUUGGCAAAGGAAAGAUAAAGGGUGAGAUGAAAACAAUAGCAGAACACAGUGAAGGAAGCCAGUUAAAAAGGCCUAUGAGUGAAUGGUCUACAAUGAAAGGAACACAAGAAGGUGUUUUUGUUACAGCUAAGAUGGACGAUGUAAAGGUAGAAGUUCCAGGAGUGAAGAUGGCUGUUAAAAUUGGUAGAGUAGAUCCUGAAAUGAAAUUUCAAGUGAAAACUGUUGAAAGGGACACGUCUGCAAGGGUGGAAGUGCAAGUCGAAGACAAAGCAGAAACAAGUAAAAUUAAACCAUACAAGUUUAAGAUUCCAAAGUUUGGGGUCUUACAUUCAGAAGUGAAGGGUUUAGAAGAGGAUACAAGUUUGCCAAAUUCAGAGGCUGAUCCAGUAUCCAAGAUUGAAAUAGGGACAGCAGAAAUGGAGUUUCAAAAGUCAACAGGAUCUGCUAGCCUGAGAAGUUCAGCUCUAGAUCACAUGGAAGCAUCUCCCAGAAUAACAGUGGAAACACUGGACAAAUCAGAAGAUGGCCCAGAAGUAAAUAUAAAAAUUCCCAAACUAAAAAUACCAAAAUUCACUUUCAGAGCUCUCCCAACUGAAGCUGGUGUUUCAGUGUCAAAAGUGGUAACAGAUACAAAGGGAUCUAGUGCUGACAGCGAAGUAGUAAAACUGCAAGCUAUGCCUGAUGGAACACCAGAGGUUCUAGAGGGCAGUAUUCAGAAAGCAAAAAGCAAAAUUCUAACAUUGACUGAACCUGACAUCAAAACAGCACAGAUGACUACUACCACAGAGUCUUCCCUUUCAAACACAAAGCAAGACAUUCAUUGGUCAUAUGUAGAGGGCCAAGAAAUGGGUGAGAAAGUAGAACCUGAACAUGUUGCUAUUGAGAGGUGUGAAAUUUAUACUACUGAAAUACUGAAAGAAUCAGAGGUUCUCUCAUCAGAAGUGAAAACUGCUACUUUGGGAUUCUCAUUGAUCAAGACGAAGUUGCCUGAGUCACAUAGCAACUUAGAAGUGCUAGUCCAGCAGUCAUCUCCCAUGGAAGAUGUAGCAGUGAGCAAGUCUGCACGUGCUGAUGAAAGCUUCAGAGUAACAGCACAGACUGGCAGUGCUGAGCCUAAACUGCCUGACAAAUCACGCACUGAUACUAAAGAAUUUAGUGGAGAAGUAAGUUUGCCAAAGUUGAAAGAAUUUGCUGCUGAAGGAAAGCCUUCCAGUAAAAUUGAAGAGAAUCUUCCUAAAUCACCAGCGGGAGUAACUGUGUGCCCUUCCUCUAAAGGUGAGGAUGCAACUGAAGCACUAGAAGAUGAAGAAAAAGAUGUAACCAAUGAAAAAGAAAAGACUGAUAGUAAAAGAUCUCCUGGAAGAUUCAAAUUUUGGCUUCCAAGUAUUGGCUUUUCAUCCUCUAGUGAUGAAACCAGCAUAGAUUCAAAAACAGAAGUGAAGAAAUCCGUUCCAGAGGAUGCGAAACCUGCUGACACAUCGGAUAAUGAUUCCUCUAAGCCAGCUGAAAAAACUGGAUGGUUUAGAUUUCCCAAGCUUGGUUUCUCAUCUCCUACCAAAAAAGUUAAGAUUGUUGACAGAGAAGAUAUGGGUCAUAAAGAGGGAAGAAUCUCAGAGGAAGACAGCCCAUCAGAUAAACCUGAGGUAUUCUUUGAUGCACAAGAAAGCUUAUCACCUAAAGAAAUAACAGAGAGCAAAAGGAUUGAAACAGACGGGGCCUCAUCUAGCAUUCCAGCUUCUCGAGCUAUUGUGACAUCUUCAGCAAGAACUGAGCUAAUCUUGUUGGAGGAAGAAAAAGAGAGUCAAUCGACUGUUCCUGGAUUACCAGCCAAGUGAACAUUGUCUUCACUCAACCCUCAAUGAAAAUAACCUACAUGUACAGAGAGAAUGUUUUAUUAGUUUUCUAGUAACUGAAAAUUAAACAAAAGUCAAAGCUGGUAUUCAUGAAAGCAGUCAAACAGAAUUUAACACAUUUAAAUUAUCAAGCACAUGG
Pogoniulus pusillus (Red-fronted tinkerbird) is the source of this 24506-nucleotide messenger RNA. RefSeq names its product AHNAK nucleoprotein 2 (gene AHNAK2). The transcript is spliced from 10 exons. Gene Ontology annotation, biological process: regulation of RNA splicing. Bases 47 to 24349 code for a protein of 8100 amino acids. NCBI's taxonomy places the organism in Eukaryota, Metazoa, Chordata, Aves, Piciformes, Lybiidae. Gene Ontology annotation, cellular component: costamere; nucleus; cytoplasm. Gene Ontology annotation, molecular function: protein binding. The record is from RefSeq and is a predicted model, not a curated record.